Molecule: messenger RNA, 973 nt
Organism: Rhinopithecus roxellana (golden snub-nosed monkey)
Lineage: Eukaryota; Metazoa; Chordata; Mammalia; Primates; Cercopithecidae
Gene: PHPT1
Product: phosphohistidine phosphatase 1
Exons: 4
Coding region: 358-735 (125 amino acids)
Biological process (GO): peptidyl-histidine dephosphorylation
Cellular component (GO): cytosol
Molecular function (GO): protein histidine phosphatase activity
Source: RefSeq, a predicted model, not a curated record
AUCCCUCAGACCUCCCUCCUUGCCCCAGCCUCGCGGGCCGCCUAACUGCCCCUCUCCAAGGGUGCCACCGGACCUCGCUGGAGAGGAACUUUUCCGUUGGCUGGAUUUAAUCACCACCCAUUCCUGGUUCCACGUUUCCUUUAAGUGGGGCUAGUGGGGCUGACUGGGCCGCAAGGCGGCAAGGAACUGGAUUGCGAUUGGUUAGCUCGUGCCUCGGUCGGCGGUACAAUUGGCUGAGGCGCCGGGCCUUGGGCAGCAUUCCCCAACGGGAUUGGUCACCGCUUUCCCAGAGCCCGCCUUCCGCAGUACAAGUGGUCCCCGGGUCGGGUGGGAGGAGGGGCCUCCGGGACGAAGAACAUGGCGGCGGCGGACCUCGCUCACAUUCCUGAUGUGGACAUCGACUCCGACGGCGUCUUCAAGUAUGUGCUGAUCCGAGUCCACUCGGCUCCGCGCUCCGGGGCUCCGGCUGCGGAGAGCAAGGAGAUCGUGCGCGGCUACAAGUGGGCCGAGUACCAUGCGGACAUCUACGACAAAGUGUCGGGCGACAUGCAGAAGCAGGGCUGUGACUGUGAGUGUCUGGGCGGCGGACGCAUCUCCCACCAGAGCCAGGACAAGAAGAUUCACGUGUACGGCUACUCCAUGCAGAUGAAAGCCACGUGCGUCCCUCUGGGUGCCUCAAGCCCCAGGAUCCACCCUCAAGGCCUAUGGUCCUGCCCAGCACGCCAUUUCAACUGAGAAAAUCAAAGCCAAGUACCCCGACUACGAGGUUACCUGGGCUAACGAUGGCUACUGAGCACUCCCAGCCUGGGGCCUGCUACCUCCAGCAGCCAUGUCGUAGCCCCCGCCUUUGCCUGCACCCCUUUCAGGGUUGGCCCUGCCUGCUUCUGCGGCAGCUCCUGGUGACGUGCUGUCUGCCAGGCUUUGCAGACAGGCUAGCUUGGCCACAGAAUUAAACAUGUUGCCACGCCUCCCA